Molecule: messenger RNA, 4469 nt
Organism: Thalassophryne amazonica
Lineage: Eukaryota; Metazoa; Chordata; Actinopteri; Batrachoidiformes; Batrachoididae
Product: phosphatidate phosphatase LPIN1
Exons: 20
Coding region: 32-2656 (874 amino acids)
Biological process (GO): cellular response to insulin stimulus; positive regulation of transcription by RNA polymerase II; fatty acid catabolic process
Cellular component (GO): nucleus; mitochondrial outer membrane
Molecular function (GO): transcription coactivator activity; phosphatidate phosphatase activity
Source: RefSeq, a predicted model, not a curated record
AUCAGUAGUGAUCAGGACACAUGAUGGAAUCAUGACACCGGUGGAGGACAUCGACGACUUAGACGAGGUUGAGCAUGAUGUCAGUGACACCACUUGGAGCUGGACCCGACAGACCAUGAACUACGUGGGCCAGUUAGCCGGUCAGGUGUUUUUCCAGGUUAAGGAGUUGUACCGAGGCCUCAAUCCCGCUACCCUAUCAGGCUGUAUUGACGUCAUCGUAGUGAGACAGCCCGAUGGAUCCCUGCAGUGCUCGCCUUUUCACAUUCGCUUCGGCAAGUUGGGCGUCCUCCGAUCCCGAGAGAAAGUGGUGGACAUUGAGAUCAACGGAGAACCAGUGGAUCUACAUAUGAAGCUGGGGGAAAAUGGGGAGGCAUUCUUUGUCCAGGAAACAGAAAAUGAUCAGGAAGUGGUUCCUUCUCACCUGGCGACCUCUCCUAUCCUAUCCGAUGGCGGCAUUCUGAUGAGCUCCUCUAUGAUGGCAAAAAGCUCUGGGCCACCUGUGCAGACCCUGGGCUCCACGGGAACCACCGGAGAGACAGGCAGUAUGGCGAUGAAGAAAAGAAGGAAGAGGAAGAGGAAGUCGCGGGCUGACAGCGUCAGCAUGAGGAGGGAAGACAGUGAAGGCUACUCCGUAGAAGAAGACAUGUUCACUAUCGACAUAAGCUCAGAUGAAGGGACAGAGCUGGACGGCAACAGGGCUUCAGCUCAGGAUGUCUCCAGAGACGAGACAACCAGCAGUUCCUACAAACAGACCGGUGUCUACGCUUGUUCAGAGGGAGAAUGGAGCCCGCUCCAGAGCCCUGAUCACUCUCGUCCUACCUCUCCGAAGAGUGAUUCUGAACUAAUGAUCAAGCCUUCAGAUGCAGACACCCGGGACACAGCCAUGCACUGGGCGUGGGGGGAGCUGCCACAUGCUGCCACGCCGUCCUUCCUCCCGGUGAAAUCCAAUCCGCCGCCGGCUUGCCCCAUGUCCAUCCCUGUGUCUGACAGCACGCACUUUCGCGUGAUUGCACGCGAAACAGCUUCAGAUCACUGCGAAACCUGCUCAGAAAUAUCAACAGUCGGGCUGCUCACGAUGGAUGAGACGGCAGCCUCUGAGGAAGCCGUGUCCACAACAGGGUCGGAGCAAGAAAGCACAAUGAUGGAGUCCCACGCAGUAAUGGCGGAGACUCCUAUGGAAACGGCAGCAACUUGUAUGUCAUUGGACAUGGAGGAAACAGGAUCUCGCACACUAUCCAAGACAGACUCUCCAUCAAAGAGAAAAGAUAAGCGAAGUUGCCAUCUCGGUUCUGAUGGGGUUUAUCUGGAUGACAUUACAGAGCUGGAGCCCAAAGUAGCAGCUUUAUAUUUCCCUAAGAGUGAUGGCGGUUCAGCGGUGAGGAGAACCUCAGAGCCGGGUCUCCACAACACUAGAUUCUCUCCUCAGUCACUCAGCUCUGGAGGAGACAGCGGAGUGGACAGCUACUGCGACCCCAUGGCUGACCUGCCCUCUAUCGCCAUCUCUCUGUGUGGAGGACUCACUGACAACAGAGAAAUCACCAAAGAGCAGUUCCAUGAGAAAAUCAUCUCUUACCAGCAGUUUGCAGCAAACCCGUCCAUCACUGAUGAUCCCAACUUGGUCGUAAAAAUUGGCUCCAAAUACUAUAAUUGGAGCACGGCAGCUCCACUUAUGCUGGCCUUUCAAGCAUUUCAGAAACCUUUGCCAAAGGCUGCAGUGGAGAACAUCAUGAAGGAGAAGAUGCCCAAGAAAGGAGGGAGGUGGUGGUUCUCCUGGAGAGGCAGAAACAGCAGCACCAAAUCUGAUUCAGUCUCUGAACGUGGAACCUGUGGUCCAGACCAUCAGUCCGAGAAAAUGGCCGACAGAUGUAAAGACGACCCGUCGUCAUCUAGUGAUGAAGAGCACAAACACAGCACUCCGACCCUCCAUUCAGAACCAGGGGUAGCAUCAGGAGGCGUGUCCUAUAAGAAGACACUCCGACUCACAUCAGAGCAGCUGCUGUCCCUCCGGUUGCAGGAUGGUCCGAAUGACGUUGUGUUCAGUGUGACCACUCAGUAUCAGGGAACCUGUCGCUGUCAAGGAACCAUCUACCUCUGGAACUGGGACGACAACAUAAUCAUAUCUGACAUUGACGGAACAAUCACCAGGUCAGACACUUUGGGCCAAAUCCUGCCCACCCUGGGGAAAGACUGGACCCACCAGGGCAUUGCACAUUUGUACCACAAAGUCAGCCAAAAUGGGUACAAGUUCCUGUACUGUUCCACUCGAGCAAUCGGCAUGGCUGACAUGACCCGAGGUUACCUCCACUGGGUCAACGAGAGGGGCACCAUGCUUCCUGUGGGCCCCGUCCUUCUUAGCCCCAGCAGCCUCUUUUCAGUCCUGCACAGAGAGGUGAUUGAGAAGAAGCCGGAGAAGUUCAAGGUGGAGUGUCUCAAUGACAUCAAGAACCUUUUCCAUCCUAACACGCAACCUUUCUAUGCAGCGUUCGGCAACAGGCCUACGGAUGUAUAUUCAUAUAAAGAAGUAGGAGUCCCACUGAACAGGAUCUUCACGGUGAACCCAAAAGGGGAGCUCGUGCAGGAGCAUGCGAAGACCAACAUUUCAUCCUAUGUACGUCUGGGAGAAGUGGUGGAUCACGUGUUUCCGCUAAAGAUGUGAGCCUCUUCCUUGGACUUCCCUUGCUCUGAUACCUACAGCCACUUUACCUACUGGAGGGAGCAGCUCCCUCAAGUGGACCAUCAGGAAACUGCACCUCCACACAAUACCCGCCCUGACAGCUGACUUCCAGUCAGUAGUGUGCUGAGAAACUCCGAGCAGACAGUUGUUUUUCCCUUUAUUUGUACAGUGGGUGUUAAAUUAAUCUGAGUGAACACUGGAGAGUUUUGUAAGCGAUGGAUGGAUGAAAUUGUGCGUAGCAUAGUGUGGGCACAGUGUGUAUAUUAGUGGUUUAAAAUCAUCCCAAAAUACUCCGUGAAGCAAGAGUUUUUGAUACUUGUAGAACACCAAGUGGCACAAUUGUGUCAGAAAAUGUCCACUGUUUCAAAAGUCUAAAAGUGCCAAAUGAACCAAUUUUCUCACUCAAAAUGCAACACUGUUUCAAUAUCUUUGAAACACUAAAUGAAGCAGUUGGUAAAUGAUUCAAUAUUUAGAAAUCCUCAAAGUAAAAAAAAAAAAAAACGGGAAGAAAAAAAAAGGUUUCUGUAAAUGAUGCAUUGUUUCAAACACUUAAAACAGGAAAUAUGACAAUUGUUUCAGAAUGUGAUUCACUGAUUCACUGGAAUGACCAGAUUGCUUCACAGUUUUAAAGGCCAUAAAACACGAUUAUGGUGACAUGUAGCAGAUGGAUGGAUGGAUGGAUGGAUGGAUGGAUGGAUGGAUGGAUGGAUGGAUGGAUGGAUGGAUGGAUGGAUGGAUGGAUGGAUGGAUGGAUGGAUGCUGCAGUGAGCACUUUGUGCAGCAGAGAGCUGGUUUAGUCAGCGAAUCUCUUGCAAAUAGUCUUAUUAUAAUGCACUUUGAUUGAAUGUGUGCUCAACUGACAAGUUGUAUCUGUCUAGAAAAUAGUGACAUCGUGAUAUGUUAGUGCACCUUAAAUCAUAUUUUGCAUUGAGAGCUGAGUAAGUGUUAAUAUAAUUUAUGUAGCAAACACUUUUUAAUUAUGAUUUUUAUUAAAUACAGUAGCAAAGAAUAGUUACAUGACAUGUCAUCAUCAUGCAGGUUAGUUGCAAAUGUGCCAGAUAUUCAACCUAGAAGUUAUUUUCUUACUGUGAAUAUUUUCUAUCAGGAAUAUUGUUAUUAAAUCAGAACAUACAUACAAAUGCAUAGAAAUUUUACUUUAUAAAAGCUUGCAAGAUCUAUAAAAUUAUCUCAUUCUAACAGACGAUACUGCGUGUUACAGAGUUAGAAUUAUUUUGACUGUUGCCGCAUCAUAUUUCAACCACAACAGAUUUAAUGUGGAAUUAUUCUUCUUAAAGGUGAAGCAUUUUAUGACUGACAGUUUGAAAUGUUGAAUCAUAAAAGGAAAAAAAAAGAAAUACAUCUGAAUCACACAGUGUGCAUAUAUUAUGAGAGUUGUAAGUUAUUUAUUUGCUGGUCUUUUUAUUUAUUUGUGCUGACGUGCAGUCACAUAUCUACAUGUCAUUUGCUUAUUUUCGUGAUGCUGUAUGAUAUAAUUAUAUAUUUUUUUUACAAUCACCCGACUGUCGCUCCACUGUGGCUGAUGUAAAACUCAUUACUGCAUCAUGACGGAGUCUCUGACUGUUGCGUUAAAGUGAAAUCCACCUGACAGAUUUUUCAAAGGAGGAGAGAAACACAGAGAACAAAUCUGCCCAAGUUGUGUGAUUCUGCAUACAACUAUUAUUACAGCUGUAUAAAAUGUGACCACGUAUGAGAACACUGAUACCUUGUUAUUCUUUCUGUGAAAGAACAUUUGUAUUUUUGCUGUAUCUGUACAUUAUGAUUAAUAAACUGCUAA